This is a messenger RNA of Lactuca saligna, 1084 nucleotides long. Lineage: Eukaryota; Viridiplantae; Streptophyta; Magnoliopsida; Asterales; Asteraceae. The record is from the annotation of a GenBank genome assembly.
AUGGACAGGUCUUAUCUCAAGUACCGGUGGCAGCCUUUCAGCUGCAACCUUCCCAGGUUUAAUGGGGUGCAGUUUUUGGAGAAGUGGAGAGGGAAGAGGUUUAUGUUUGUGGGUGACUCACUGAGUUUCAAUAUGUGGAUCUCACUGAGUUGCAUGAUCCACUCGUGGGUGCCUAAUGCGAAGUAUAAUUUAGUCAAAACUGGUGGUGUUCUUACUGAACUUACGUUUCAGGAUUACGGACUAAAAAUAUCAGUAUAUCGUACAACCACCAUAGUUGACAUUGUGAACGAAAAAGUGGGUCGGGUUCUAAAACUAGAUUCGAUCCGUCAAGGAAACGCGUGGAAGGGUAUGGACGUACUAAUUUUUAACUCGUGGCAUUGGUGGACUCAUACUGGACGUGACCAACCAUGGGAUUACAUAGGGGAAGGAGGGAAAGUGUAUAAAGACAUGAAUAGGCUUGUGGCAUACUAUAAAGGGAUGACAACAUGGUCGAGAUGGGUCAAUCGCUUCGUUGACCCCUCGAAAACCAAAGUUUUCUUCCAAGGCAUUUCUCCUGUCCAUUACGAUGGAAGGGAUUGGAAUCAACCAUCAAAAUCAUGCAAGAGUGAAACUCAACCAUUCUUCGGUUUACAAUAUCCCGCUGGCACACCCAUGGCAUCUCUUGUACUCAAUAAAGUCAUGAGCCGAAUCAAAAAACCUGUCUACUUGUUAGACAUCACAACACUGUCUCAAUACCGAAAGGAUGCUCACCCGAUUUACUAUAGUGGCAACCACAUUGGCUUAGAUUGUAGCCAUUGGUGCCUACCUGGUUUACCAGAUACAUGGAAUGUAAUUCUCAAUGCAGCUCUCUCCAGUUAAAGAUUGUGAGACGACUGAUUUCACAUUAGAAACAUUUCCUAUACGUUUUACAUGCGUGAUUUAUUAGUCAUAGUCUUGAUGGCUUCAUUAGUUUCCAUUUUUAUACAGCUUGGUUCGUAAUUGUCUAUGAAAUAAAGAGGGCAUAGAAAUGAUUCAUUUGUAAAAUCUCGAAAUUUGAUUGUAUUUAUAUUCUACUAAAGAAAAUCAGAGUUGCAACUUUUGUUCA